AUGUCAUUACUGCCUGCUGAGGCCAUUCACCCAGACUGUGCCAUUAUAUCCCAGCACCUGAGGGCUCGGGACAACUGCAGUCAGAUGAGGAGGAGUGAGAGUCAGAACCACAGCCACCACACUGGGUGCAAAACAGAAUGGGACGAGAUUGGCUGUUGGCUGAGAGCUGAAGUCGGGCAGGUGCUCAACGUAUCCUGCUCUGAAGUUUUUCACCAUUUCUCCAGCACUCAAGGCUAUGUUUACAGGAAUUGCACUGCCGACGGCUGGUCGGAAAUGUAUCCACCGUAUGAGGACGCCUGUGCCUUCAGUGAUGACAGCGGCCCUGAUGCUGAGACAAACUACCUCUCUAUGUUCAGGCAGGUUUACAGUGUGGGCUACGCCACUUCGCUGAUCUCCCUCAUUACAGCCAUAGUCGUUUUGACAGCAUUCAGAAAGUUCCGUUGCACCAGAAACUACAUCCACAUCAACCUGUUCUCCUCCUUCAUCCUAAGAGCCAGUGCAGUUUUCAUCAAAGACGCGGUGCUGUUUGCUGAUGAGACGUUGGACCAUUGCUUUAUGUCCACAACAGCCUGCAAGUCAGCCGUGGCUUUCUUCCAGUUCAGUAUUCUUGCAAAUUACUUCUGGCUGCUGGUGGAGGGCAUGUAUCUGCAGACGCUGCUCGCCCUGACAUUUGUCUCCCAGAGGAAAUACUUCUGGUGGUACAUCCUGAUUGGAUGGGGGAUGCCUUCAACCAUCCUCAUUGGAUGGGUGUUAACGAGAUUCUUUUACGAUGACAGAGGUUGCUGGGACGACACGGACAGCGUUGGGAUUUGGUGGAUUAUUAAAGGACCAAUCACAGUCUCACUGCUGGUCAACAUAGUCAUUUUCAUCAAUGUGAUCAGGAUUCUGGUGCAGAAGCUGAAGUCUUCAGCCAUGACCAGCAACAAUGACACUGGGCAUUUUAUGAGACUGGCUAAAUCCACACUGUUCCUCAUCCCUCUGUUUGGGAUGCACUACACUGUGUUUGCCUUCCUGCCUGAGAACACGGGUGUGAUGGCCAGACUUUACAUCGAACUGGGACUGGGAUCUUUCCAGGGGUUUGUUGUGGCCCUGCUUUACUGCUUCAUGAAUGGAGAGGUCCAAACAGAGCUGAAGAAGUGGCUCUGGAACUGUCACAAUCAAAGUUAUUUGUCUCCAGCUAAAAGAAGCAUCACCACAAUACAAGCCAACAAAGACUUCAGAAGACCUCCCUCUAGUGGCAAUGUCUCGUCAUUAUGAUUUAACAGACAAUUGAGUUAUAAAAUCAGUACAGUAUAAUGGAAGAGAGAAAAUCUAACAACGUACAGUACUUCAGAGUGACUCAAACAACGUGUCAGCAUGCAGCAACACCUCGCCUGUUAAAACCUAUUGUUAAGAUAAUGAAGCUGUGUUUCUUAACUGAAACACUAUGGCCUUAGAAAUGAUCAACAUGACGCAGUGACGUAGCGACGCAGUGGAGAAGAAAAUCACCAAAAAGUGAAGUUUACAGUGUAAAUAAUCAGCAACUGCGCUGUACUGCAGUCAAAGUCGACCUUUCACCUCAAAUCGAAGGAGCUUCUCCAGUGUUGAUGCUCAGACUUUUAACAUGGGGUCUGAUUGAAUUCCAGUUAAGUGCAAGACUUUCUUUUUCUUUUUUUUUGCCAGAUUUGAGACUGAAUUCCAGAUAGACCUAGUCUGCACUUAUUCGGGGUACAUUGUGAUUGUGUGAGGGGUGAGGGCUGAGGAAGCAAAUCUGUAGUAUGUGUGUAAGGAGUAUAUAAUGCAAAGUACACCUUCUUUUGAUGUACAUUUUAGCUCAAGUUAUUCAUGUAUGCACUUAUUCUGGAAAAAAGACUUGUUUUUGUUUUUUUCUUAAAUGGCAUUUCAAUCAAACCAUUGACCUUCCUUUAAGACAACCAAUUACAGGGGCACAUAAUUGUUGAUAACUAUAAAAGUACUUCCUCCACUAGACUAAUAGUAUAUGAUUUAAACAGGAUCAACAUUGACAUCACAAAAUGACCCUCUAGUCCUGCACAACAACUUGCCACAGAUAGAUUUAUUUAUUUUUUUCUUCUUUCAAAUAUACACCAAGUGGGACAUGAAUGUUGGACACCACCUUAACACACGACGCACUGUCACGGUUGAAGCAAACGGAUGAAACUUUACACUGUCACAUUUAAAUUAGCCUACUUACAGUGUUUCACAUGCGCACAGAGCACUGUCUUCCCAGCUUUAACACACACCCACACACACACACACACACUCGCACUGUGAACUGCUACGUGAACAUUUACAAAAACUAGGUCACAAACAUCACAGGCCUUCAUCAAGAGGUUCUCCUGUGUACCAAAAAUAUACAGUGUAUUGUUAUGUAGAUAUAUAUAUUUAUAUUCAGGAAAAAGACAUCAUUUGUACACCAUGGCAAAGUCACAGCAGGCAGAGUUUCAGAGCAGCUGAGCAACAAUGGUACAUUCAAAUAUUCAUUUGCAAUUCAGAGUAAAUUGUAGUAUAAUUGUACUACAAACUUAACACCAAACAAAUAAAUUGGCUCAAGAAGCAAACAUGUGAAAGAAAUGGCAUUUACACACAGAGAAUACUCACAUUUAGGAAAAAAAGUAAUAACAUGAGCAGCUGGUAAAUAUGUUCAAAUACAAAUGAGAGCUUCAAGAACAACGGGCAUAAGGGAACCAGCUUGAAUUUUAGUGACUUUUAAUGAAAGAUAAGGGAAAUAAACCCUAGAGCUGAAGAAUAUCUGAGACGAGUACAUUUUAAAUUAUAGCCACAGAAUAUUUUGCAGGUUUAACAUUGGCAGUAACUCUAUAAUAUACUCCUGUUUACUUCAAUUUAGAAGUAGAACCUGUAGCCAGCAUUUUAAAAGAAACUGCAGUUUCUGCAGAGUCAAACGAGCAAUUAAAGAAUUCAAAUUAAUUUUCAAGACAACCCACGCCCCCCCCCCAAAAAAGUCACAACCAAAUCACUAGUUAAAGUGCUUAACUGCUUUUCAGAAUAACGUAUAUGCUUCUCUGCAAACACUUUUUUUGUUUUUUGAGCAAAAUCACAAACCAUGUAGGUUACUGAAGCUGUGCUGAUACCUUGUGGUCCACACAUGUACAGCAAGACACGGUCACAUUAGGAGUUUUUUUUAGUCCUCUUUAAUCAAAGAGGGAAAAAAACUGUAACAGCUUUGAGACAUGGUCGUUUCCAUCUGAGUCGAGUUCAGACUCAGAGUGACAGCUGGUGAUACAAGACCUGAGCAGCAGCAAAACACAAGUGUGUCUUUAACUGCUACUAACCUCCACCUACUCAGGUAUGUUU
This is a messenger RNA of Cynoglossus semilaevis (tongue sole), 3312 nucleotides long. RefSeq names its product growth hormone releasing hormone receptor a (gene ghrhra). Gene Ontology annotation, cellular component: plasma membrane. Gene Ontology annotation, molecular function: peptide hormone binding; vasoactive intestinal polypeptide receptor activity; G protein-coupled peptide receptor activity. Gene Ontology annotation, biological process: adenylate cyclase-modulating G protein-coupled receptor signaling pathway; cell surface receptor signaling pathway. The record is from RefSeq and is a predicted model, not a curated record. NCBI's taxonomy places the organism in Eukaryota, Metazoa, Chordata, Actinopteri, Pleuronectiformes, Cynoglossidae.